AUGAAAGAGAUCAUGCCCGGCUACCUGGACUGGAAUUGGGCCGAGGUGCGAUUUGACGGUCUCGCGCCGGUGGACAAACUCACGGUGGGGAUCGAGCUGCUUGUCUGCAUUGCGCUGAUUGCCUCCCACAUAAGGAUCACAUCGCAUAUUUGGUUUCCGGCAUGUGAACGUCUCGCCAAGACAAUCAAACUGUUUCAGAAGCCGAGUCAUUGUAGCGUGCUGGCGGACGUCGACCUGGCUCUUAACCGUCGACGCGACGAUGGAAUACUAGUGAAGGCGGUCAAGAUCCCGAACGAUGGUAAUAGCGACGAUCUUGAGAACGCUAUUCCUAACGAGAAUCAAGCUUCAGACGAGCACCUAUACUACGUGCGCCCGGAAGACGGCGAUGCACCGGGCCAAGCUAACGUACAGGAAGACGGGGUCCCGGUCAACAACAGCUACUAUUCGUCUGGGAUCGAUAGCGAUAAGUCGACUAUUCCGAAAGUGUACUUCUGCGCGACGAUGUGGCACGAAUCGACAAACGAGAUUAAGCAGAUACUCAAGUCUAUACUCAGAAGUGAUCAAGACCAAAAUGCAAGACGCUGUGCGAUCAAGUACCUUGAUGUCGUUGACAAAGAUUACUAUGAGUUUGAAGUCAUUCCUGUUGCUCAAGAUGGAAGCACUGUCCUUCCCUCAGCUAUUAAGCAUCCACAGGAUGAUGAGAGCGACGAGGAAAAUAUAUCGUUAGAUGACCUGCAGAAUCCCGACUGGAUAACUGAUGACUGCAUGAAGUAUGGCGUUUACACAAACCUAGAUGAGGACGAAGUCAUAUUCUGGAAUGGUCUCAUAGAUCUCUACCUGUACCCGUUAACCCAGCGUGGGCGUGGCAGGGCUCCUACCCAGCGAUCAGUGAAAGUGAAUGCGAUGGUCAGAUCUAGGCAACGAUUUGCUGAACGAACUUAUCACAUUUUGCUGUCCCUAUUGCAGUGCAUGUACAUGUACUAUCUGCUCGGAUAUAAGCUAUACGACCUGAUGGAUGUUGAUACGUAUACGAAACAAAGGCUUGCUGACAAUACGUAUAUACUCGCUCUUGAUGGAGAUGUGGACUUCAAACCCUCAGCAAUAAUCACGUUAGUCGACUUGAUGAAAAGGAAUUAUAGUCUUGGCGCAGCGUGCGGAAGAAUUCACCCGAUCGGAUCAGGACCGAUGGUGUGGUAUCAGAAGUUCGAGUACGCGAUCGGACACUGGCUGCAGAAGUCGACCGAGCACAUGCUAGGCUGCGUGCUCUGCAGUCCGGGAUGCUUCAGCCUGUUCCGUGCCAGCGCCCUGCUGGCGCCCAAUGUCAUGAAACGAUACACAACGCGCUCCAGCGAGGCCAGGCACUACGUGCAGUAUGAUCAAGCUCAAGUGCUAACUUUAUUGCUGGGUUUAUGCAUCCUGAAAGGUGAUGAAACUUGUCUUCCUCACUUCUUGCUCUACUUCAUCUCCAUUCCAUCUAUGUACAUGCUGCUCAUUAUCUACUCUCUCUGCAAUCUGAACGAUGUUUCUUGGGGCACGCGAGAGGUGGCAGCAACAAAAUCAAAAGCAGAGAUCAAAGAAGAUCUAGCCAAAGGAAUCAUUCCUGUUGCUCAAGAUGGAAGCACUGUCCUUCGCUCAGCUAUUAAGCAGCCACAGGAUAAUGGUAAAUCUCUAAAUCCAACGAUACUAUGUGAAUUCACAAACACAAUAAUAAUUCACAAUUUAGAGUCGAGACUCUCCGUUAAUACGACUGAUAAGGAGCAGGCUACAGUAAAGGUUGACCUAAGGAAUCUGCGUAACAAAGCCGUCUUCUUCUUCUCGAUCACCAACGGUCUUCUCAUCAUACUGCUGCUCUUACUGCAGAUUAACCAACUCUAUAUUCCUUGGCCGUUCGGAACGAACUCCAGUGGCGAGCAGAUCUUCUUGGAACCUAUCGGGUUCUUCUUCCUCGUCUUCUACGUGCUAAUCUUACUGGUGCAGCUAUCUGCCAUGUUUUUACACAGAUGGACAACAAUGAGCCACAUCGUAGCCCUUACGGACUUGUGCUGGGAAUCACGAACAAAACAACUGUUUGAUGCAGAUAGUGAGAUGGACACGUACGGUGUAGGGCUUGCCAUGGAGCUGCAAAAUCUCCAAGGCGCGGACGAAGACGACGCGAAUGCAGGAUCACGGCCAGAUGACGAGAUUCCCGUAGAUGAGAAUGGACGAAGACUGAACAUCUUUAAUAUGGCAAACCGCUCGAAAAAAAGGCGGCAAACGAUAGUUAACUACGAGGAAGCAUUGGUAAAGCGACUACAGAUGAUCGGAACGGGCGAUCUUGACUUAACGGGGCCCAAGGAGAAUAAGAUUUUCCGUCGCCUGACAAUGCGACGUGAGACUCUCGUCGCGUUAAACAGACGCGUGAGUACCUGGCAAAUUCCGUCUGACAAGACACCGAAGGAGAUCAUCAGACAAUUCAGCGACGAGAAGACCAACCCCAACACAAACUACGCGGAGAUGCGACGCAAAAGCAGCGUCGCGUUCGCGUUCAAACUGCGCAAAAAGACCGACGACGACGACAACGACGACGACGACGACGACGACGACAACGACGACGACGAUGACGACUAUAACGGCGACGACGGCACUAGCGUUUUUGCCAACGAUACGAGACGUCGUAGCGACGUGGCAAGAAAGAGGAGCACAGCGUACCGAAAUCCCGCCUUCGCUGCUGUAGACGAAACAGAUGAAAGUGCCAUACUAACGAAACAUGCUGGCGAGGAGGGAUUGGGUUUCGAAACGGUGCAGCAGAACCAGCCACUACACCUCGUUGCCGACGUUCACCAUGACGUGUCGUCGCCAUCUAUGGCAGCUAAUCGCGCUGGUCGAAGAAAGAAAAGCGUACGAUUUGAAAAGAGAUUUUCAGAUGUGCGGCGAAGAAGUAGUUUCACCUAGAAGUGAAUUGGUAAUUCCUGUGGAUACUUCAUGUAUGUACGUCGCCGGUACGAGGAAUGAUAGUUGAAAAUAUAACGCCGCUAUCUUGCCGUAAUACACAGCAUAUAGAUAUAAGUGGCACUAAAAUCAUGAUCAUUAUUCAAGUCACCAAGAUCUCGAAGUAAACACGAAAAUAAUGUGUCCUCGACUUGCGUUUCGCACUUUCUAUCAGGCACAAUUGUUUCCCCGCUUUUUUCCUCUAGAUGCAUUUACUGCCGGCACAAUUAGUUUGUUGGAUAUGAGUCAAGCGUAUCUCUAUAUAACAUUAGCAGCUUGAAAGUUCAUUCUUACAUCUAUAUGAUUUAGCUUGUAUAAACGUGACUAAAAUACAUGCCUCUAAAUGGUAUUAACUAUGGUGAUGAAUUAUCGGUAACAUUUCAGAUAAAGCCUGAAUUUACGAUUGCGUUGCAUGUUU
Messenger RNA from Priapulus caudatus, 3385 nucleotides. RefSeq lists its product as uncharacterized. Gene Ontology annotation, cellular component: cell septum; cell periphery. The coding region runs from base 1 to 2931 and encodes 976 amino acids. The record is from RefSeq and is a predicted model, not a curated record. NCBI's taxonomy places the organism in Eukaryota, Metazoa, Priapulida, Priapulimorpha, Priapulimorphida, Priapulidae. The transcript is spliced from 16 exons. Gene Ontology annotation, molecular function: chitin synthase activity.